Hyaloscypha bicolor E is the source of this 848-nucleotide messenger RNA. RefSeq lists its product as uncharacterized. Lineage: Eukaryota; Fungi; Ascomycota; Leotiomycetes; Helotiales; Hyaloscyphaceae. The transcript has 3 exons. The record is from RefSeq and is a predicted model, not a curated record. Bases 55 to 522 code for a protein of 155 amino acids.
CACAAACACUCAAGGGUGAACCCUCGAAACUGGAAGCUUCAGGGAGCUCGCUCAAUGGACUUUGAUCUGCUGUCUGGGUUCAUCAAUGGCCAUGACAUUGGCGCAACACAAUUGCUCUCCCACUUACAAGACAGUGGAAGGCUCACCCCUGAACAGAUUGCCGAGAACCCCGGAUUGGAGAGAGGAAAUGUUGGUGCUGGGACCCCAGAUCCUCACCAAAGGGGUGCAGUGAUCACCAAGAUUGAAGACAUCUUCGAGUCCAUUACAGACUGCAUCCUCGAUGAUGGAAAGGAGCUCGUGAUACCGCUAAAAAGCAGAGCCAAAAAGAAGAACGCUGCUAACAAAGACGACUCGACACAAGUCAACAGAAGUUCGAACAGCGAGACGAGAAACAUCACCUUCCCUAGCAAGUCUCCACAAGAAGCAUGGAAGUUCACUGCACUUCUUCGGAUUCUGGAACUCUCCCACGAAGCUCUGGUCGCGGGAAAUGUUACAACGAAAAGGUUGAGCUCCACUUCUUGAGUUGUUGCGUCUUACGGCCUCGCUUGUUAAGCUCGUUAUCAUCAUUACACCUUCUCUCACUCAUCCCGUGCUGACAGUGUGAUAGAGAUAUGUAUUACCGAGAUCCUGAGCUCUUCAUGAGGCAAGCUGUGGUGGACAGAUACGUUGAUGAUGUUGCUUACACGUUUGGAGUGGGCCGAGAUGCGCUGAACGUGGUAGCAGCUGCAAAAGGCUUGGUUGCUGGAUCCUUUUCAGUCAAGAGAAAGGAUAACUCUAUGGUUGAAUACUCCAUCGAGCACGAAGUUGGUAUUAUCUGCCGGAAGGCAUCGGUUACUGGCUGAUUGAAG